This is a messenger RNA of Perkinsus marinus ATCC 50983, 637 nucleotides long. RefSeq lists its product as hypothetical. The annotation marks the transcript as partial. The transcript has a single exon. The record is from RefSeq and is a predicted model, not a curated record. Lineage: Eukaryota; Perkinsozoa; Perkinsida; Perkinsidae.
AGCCUUAUUGUUCAUUUUCCAAUAAUCCUCAUGGUAAGCCUGCUAGCUACCCUCGUUCUGGGUGCUGUCUGGUGCACAGGAGCCUUCCCAUCAGGCCCAUAUUCCAAGAAGCUCGCGAAUGGCUUUUGCAUAGAAAUAGAUGCUAUGCCUGAUUUUACCAUUUGGGAUAUUGUCCGCUGUGGACCUCACAAAGCUGGUGGUGCGAACCUGAAUGUUACAGGGAACAAUCCUUAUAACGUCGCACCAAGCAGUCAGAUACAUUAUGACAGGCUCUUCAAGUUCUUGAUUGGCUAUUGUGGGCCUGCGCUGAAAAGUAAGGGUAUGCACUGGUUCAUUUACGACAAAACUCAUGAUACUAUAAUGACGGCUUUUCUGGGCAUACCUCAAAUUCUGCAAAGAGGGUACUGUUGAGAUAAUAGACAACCAUCACUAUCUGCUAUGUCUUACUUGUCUCACCUUAUUCGUCAGUCUAAAUAACAACAAACUGGUGUCCUCGCUGCACCGACUCACAUGUGAAAGGCUGCCACCUUGUUGAGCCUCAUUUAGCCAACAAGGCUUGUCCUCAGUAACACAAACUAUUUUGCGUAUAUUUUGAAGUCGUAUGUUAGCUGGACAUAAAUGCUCGCUUUUCACAGCA